AUUCCUCCACAGCUCCAGGGUGAUGGGGAGGUUAAGCCAGCCCCUCUUUACAGCUUUCUCUCAGCUGCAGCUCAACAGUCCUGACCUGCCACCUCCAGCGGCUCCAGUCCCACUUUUACGCAGCACAGAGUAUGGACACAGCCAAACUUUAACUUCCAGUCUGUCUUUCUCUUCUACUCCGCACGCUCUCCCUCCUCUUCCUCACCGGCCCUCGCUGAGCUGAGCUCCGAAUGAAAAGCCCCAUUGGGAGCGGACGCAUGGAGAUCUAAUUUUGCUCCAAUUUUCGGUCAUUUGCGAGGAGGUUGUUGCUGGCCGCAGUUGUUUUGCUGUUGGUGUUGUGGUCUGCUCAUGCGUCGGGAAUGCCAUGGCCACUACGAGCGCACAGCAGCAGCACCAGGAUUAUUUCAGAUCGGUGAGCAGCGAGUCCACCGCCUACAUGAUGGUCCCGGCCCGCGGGCCGAACGGGACGAGGCGCCGGGAAGCGCCGUCCAAGAUGUGGGUGGCGAUGGUGGUGAUCGUGGUUGUGGUGCUCCAGAUUGCCUCCACCACGGGGCUCUUCCUCUACCUGAACAUGUCCAUAUCGCAGGUGCGUAGCCAAGGCGUCACAGAGGAGCUGAAGUGUCUGAGUUUACUGAACGCUCUGGAUAAGGACCAGGACAUCCCCGACCAGCUGGCCCAGCUCUUCGGAGAGCCCUGCAUCAAACUGGCCGAAGGCAUAAAAGCAUACAUCUCCAAGGUGACAGAGAACAUCAUCUCCAAACAAACCUUCAUAGAGGCGAGGACCAUGCCUCGCCAUUUCAACAACUCAGGGUCAAAGUUCGUGACCUCAGUGACCCAGAGGCCAUCAGCCCACUUAACCCUCAGAGACACCAGCUCUCAAGGGUUCCCUCCUUCGAUCCCCACAAAGGAUCUCCACCAGUCCUGCCGCCAUGUGGUCCAGUCAUGGGCCAAUCAGAGCUUUGGAGCUCACCUGCACAACAUGACUCUGACCAAUGGGAAGCUGCGAGUGCCACAGGAUGGGCGGUACUACCUGUACUCGCAGGUGUAUUUCCGAUAUCCGUCCCCAGCAACCAGUGACGGGGACCAGCGCAGCGCCAGCCACCAGCUGGUGCAAUGUGUCUACAAGAAAACCUCCUACCGGAGCCCCAUACAGCUCUUGAAGGGGGUGGGAACAAAGUGCUGGGCCCCGGACGCCGAGUACGCCCUCCACUCCGUCUACCAGGGGGGACUGUUUGAGCUGAGGGCCGGCGACGAGCUCUUCGUCUCCGUGUCUUCCCCAACGAUGGUCAACGCGGACGACUCCUCAAGCUACUUUGGCGCCUUCCGCUUGGACCUCUGAGGGAAAGGGGACGGAAGAGUGGAAAAAAGAAAAAAAAUGGGGACAAUGGUUGGAGGUUUUUGAAUAUCCGUUGAUUGGAAAAAGAGCUGUGGGAUGUCGGCCUGGAAUUCGGAUCCUCUGCGUUUGCUUGGACGGAUACGUUGAAGGAUGGAAGGACUGAAGGUUUUGCUUGAGUGAACGCUGCAAGAGGAUGGGGUGAAAGGGAAAAGAAAGAGUGGAUUUGCCUUCCUUACUCUCCAUUAAGCGAAACCAAACCUUUGAGAGCAUACAGAGAUACAUGUGCAAUCAAAAUAAAUGUGAGGAUAGCGAUUUUAAGUUGAUUUUUGGGAAUGAAAAUUGCUUUAUGGAUGUCAAGAAGAGAAAUAAACCUGUUAAACGAGAGUCGCCCCCACCCCACCCCACCCCAGAAAAAAAAAAAAAAAAGAAAAAUUAGGCCUCCCUGCUGCCUGCAAAACAAAAAUGAACACAUGAAUCUCAACUUAUCUCGUACGUCAACAGCCUUUUUUAUGGGAAGCAAUUGGACCCUCAGAUUUAGAUUCCAGACCGAAGAAUGUACACACACACACACACACAAAAACAAACAAACAAAAAAAAACUCGAAUAUGUGUGGAUGGACAGUGAAAUGGUAGCAGAGAAGAAAAUGAUCAAACCAAAGCAAAAAAAUCUGUGGAAUAUAAUUUUUUUUAAAGCGUGCCAUGAGAGGACUGUACAUAUGAAUGGCUGAGAGUGAGAGUUGAGACGAUGAACUGCGCUGAUUUCAAAAGUAAUUCAUAUGUCUUUUACCGUGACUGGACUCAAAACCACUUGGAUUUUGCUGAGGACUAUCUAUCGACACUUAGAACUGUGGAUUUUAAUGCAAGGACAUUUUUGAGAGGAGGAUACGGAUUGCCUCUUUGUACUGGAUACACUAAUGAGACUGUGAGAAGCAACAUAAGAGUGCCUUUUGAACCUAAGAGUCUGCGAGGAGAGAGGAGGAAUGAAAACAAGGAGGAGGGGGAGGGAGAAAUCUCGUAAAUGCCAAUAAGAAUGAGUCCGGCAAAAGAAGAUAAAAGCAAAGAAAGAGAAAAAGGCAGAGGGUGGUAUGCAGCCCGACAGGCCUGCUGUUGAUCUCUCUUCUCUCUCUUUCGCUUUCUCCUUCUUUUCGUGUCAAGAAUUCGGUUCAUGUUGAUUUUCUUGUCUACCCUGUGAAGCUGCAUUCACUUUUCUGUUUUCGGGAUCAAUUAAGCAACUCGACCAGACAACAAGAGACACUGGGUGUAGGAAACAAGAUGACCUGGUCGCACAAAAACAAAAAUCAUUCCCAGAAGCAUGUUUUAAGUGUAAGGUUAACACUGAAAUAAACUCUCUGAAAUGUUGUUAAAACACCCAGAUGUGUGCAAAACUAUUUCAAGUUUUGAACCAAAUGUAGCCGAGUUGUAACCAAGAUUUUUUGGUCCCACAAAUCACAAAUAAACAGUUGCUUUGGAGCUUCAUCACUGAUGUUAAUAAUAACAUCUGGACUUGACUUGCUUUAGCACAGGAUUAAAACCACAGAAACAGCCUGGAGUUUGGAGAAAGACGAGGAAUUUGACCAUCAUGUCUGUACAUCAGCUAGCUUAGCACAAGUGCUGAAAUCAGGGGGGAAACGGCCAGCACGCUGGAAGGUUUUGAGCCACGCUGGCCGUUUCCGCUCGUUUCCUCUCUUUGUGCUCAGCUAAGCAAAUUGAGAUGUAUUAAACUCACCUAAUUAACAAGUGUACUUCCCUAAAUGUCAAACUAUGCCCGUAAUGUGCAACCACCAGCCGCUAAAACCAACAUGUUUUCAUGGGUUGCUGUAUAAACUGUGAGUCACUGUUAAGAACAUUUGCCCCACAAGCUCUUCAUGUGUCAUUUUACGAGUCUUAGAUGUGCAGGACAGGAUGAAGUCAGGUGACUCCUGUCAUGUGACCAUCACUGUCUUAGUCACAUGGACCAGGUUGCAGAUUGGCUGCAUUUAGGCAUAAAAAGCAUUCGCAAAACAUUCUGCACAAUUCUUAUACAACAUGGCAGGUGGAAACACUCCCAUGUGAUGCAAGUUCCUUUAUAAAGAAAAAAAAAAGGUUCAUGAAGCGAACACAGAAAAGGUGAAUUUUAGGAAAACACAGAGCAGAUUUAGUAACGAGACACAGACGCCCCCCUAAAGAAAGAUUACGAGGAGCGAGAGAGGAUAUUUGCAGACAUAAACCAUGCAGCGACUAGCACAGACUCAACCCCUACACAUGUUUUUUUCUUUUUUUGGCACACACAUCCACACGUACGCAUAGAGGACACACACACAGACACACACACACCACUUCGCACCACAUCCAGGCGAGUCUGAGCUCCGCAGACACACAUAUCAACCGGUGUCACAUCCAGUGUAAAGAUGCAAACACACUCUGACACGAUCUCAUUUAUCCCAACAGUCUGGCCUCCCUCUGCCAUCUGGUAGUUGUCAGUGAUCAGUCGGAGGCGUGUAGGGAGAGUGUGUGUGUGUGAGUGUGUGUGAGUUUACAGGACGUGUUUGUUCAAAGGGCUCGGUUCACAUGGAUAAUUCUUAAAAAGAGGUCAAGCAAAUUUAGACACGCAGUUUUCUUUGUUUCUGUACUCAACCUUCAAUGUGUUUUUUUUCCCCUGAGAGAAAAGGAUUUAUUGGCUUACACACACACACACACACACACACUUUUAAUGAGAUAAUAUCCAUGCUAAUCCCAUCCUCCUGGCACUGUGGUUCACACAUACCUGUAUGUAUGUAAGUUACACUCAAGUUUUGUUAGGGAAGCCGUCAAAACGCAACAGCACGUCCUGAUUAUAUUUUGUGCAAAGCACAAAAUUAAAAGCUUGCUGUUUUAGCAGCUUUCCGGCCUUGUGGCCUGCACCUGGUCAUGUUUCAGUCGGAACCGCUGCUCUGAGCCCACCAACGCUCCAUCUCGUUACACACACACACCGAGCUCGCUCUUCCUCUGUGAACUCGAGCCUCAGUCGGUUUAUUAUCCGGGGCAAACCUCCACAAUCGUACGGCCUUUUCUCUUUCUCGCACUCCAAACAAAACAAGCAGUCAGCUGGAACAGGUCCAGCCGUGAUGAUAAUGCAACAUACACACUCAUGAGAGGAUAAAUCCCCGGGCCCAGCUGGGAAAAUGUUUUGCAUUGAAUGUGUCUGUACUGGAUGGUUUUGUAGCUGUGAACAUGUGUAGCACAUUGUUGCUGAGGAAAUAAACAAAUAUUUGAAGUUC
This is a messenger RNA of Scatophagus argus, 4571 nucleotides long. It is a transcript of the gene tnfsf10l, whose product is annotated as TNF superfamily member 10, like. Gene Ontology annotation, biological process: immune response. NCBI's taxonomy places the organism in Eukaryota, Metazoa, Chordata, Actinopteri, Scatophagidae. Gene Ontology annotation, cellular component: membrane. Gene Ontology annotation, molecular function: tumor necrosis factor receptor binding. The record is from RefSeq and is a predicted model, not a curated record. The coding region runs from base 365 to 1339 and encodes 324 amino acids. The transcript is spliced from 7 exons.